CUUGGCAGAACCUGACAGUGAUGAUGGGUGAUAAGUCUCUGAUAGUGCUAUGCUUGCUGUGUAUCUAUGGCUGUUCAGUGACGGUUGAGCAACGCGCUUAUGGUGGGCACCAGAACCCAGCGAUCUGCCGCAGCACAAAAUGUCCCAAGUAUAAAGUGCUGAAGAAAUAUGAGGGAUUUGAAUAUCGUCUUUAUGAACCAUCAAACUGGGUAAUGACUUCCUUGUCAGACAACAACGACAUUACAUGCGCCGAUCGCCUUUCUAAGUAUAUGGAUGGAUUCAAUGAACAAGGUAUCAAAAUAGAAAUGACUUCCCCUGUUGUCAUAGCUUUUUCGACUGAAAAUGCCUCCAAAGAUGUAGUAUUAUUUUUCCUCCCUCCAGAAGUGGGUUGUCCCUUUCCUUUAGACAACACUGUUCACUGUAAAAAAAUACCCGCAGUGCCCGUGUAUGUAAAGUCUUUUGAAGGUAAUCAUGGGGUACGAUACUUUGCUGACCAAGCCACUGCUCUUGCCAGAGAAUUGGGUGCUCUUAAAAAGCCUUUUGUUGGAUCAUUCUUUGGAUGUAAUAGGUAUAAUAACGACCAUCAUUCCAAUAGUUUCCACAAUGAAGUGUGGUUGUUGGGAAGUGAGCCUCUUGAUGAAUAACUCAUUGAAACGGCUACCAAAAAUGCUAAUACAUUAAAGGAAUUAUGCUGCACAAA
Spea bombifrons (plains spadefoot toad) is the source of this 700-nucleotide messenger RNA. RefSeq names its product heme-binding protein 1-like. Gene Ontology annotation, cellular component: cytoplasm. The coding region runs from base 21 to 644 and encodes 207 amino acids. Lineage: Eukaryota; Metazoa; Chordata; Amphibia; Anura; Pelobatidae. The transcript has 4 exons. The record is from RefSeq and is a predicted model, not a curated record.